Molecule: messenger RNA, 453 nt
Organism: Miscanthus lutarioriparius
Lineage: Eukaryota; Viridiplantae; Streptophyta; Magnoliopsida; Poales; Poaceae
Source: the annotation of a GenBank genome assembly
AUGAUCAGUGCCAAGAGGCUUUUUCAGAUGGCAAAGAAGUGGCAGAGAAUGUCCGCCUUGCCGAGGAAGCGGCUUACCUCGAUGCCGGCGAAAGAAACCGAAGCAUCCUUUGGAACGUCGUCGACGGCAAUGGCCAGCAAGGGCCACUGCGUCAUGUACUCCGCUGACAGAUGGCAGUUCGAGGUGCCGCUGGCGUACCUCGGCACGGCGGUCCUCGGUGAGCUCCUGCGCAUGUCGCAGGAGGAGUUUGGGUUCGCGAGCGAUGGUGGCAGGAUCACGCUGCCCUGUGAUGCCGCCGUGAUGGAGUACGCCAUGUGUUUGGUUAGAAGAGACGCUUCUGAGGAGGUUGUGAGGGCGCUCUUGAGCUCCAUGGUCAGGCCUUGCCACACUGUCAGUGUCAGUGGCGUGGCGCCAUGGAUGGAGCUCAAGCAGCAGCUAGCCGUAUGUGUAUAG